ACAGCGAUGGCGGACGGCGGCGGGCUUCGACCCCUGCAGGCGGCCAUGAAGCUCGCCAACGCGGCCGUGGGGCUCGAAGCCGGGGAGAGGCACAGGGAGGCUUAUUGCGAAUAUCUGCGAAGCAUCGGCUACAUUUCGCAGACGCUGCUGGAAGAUGCGGUGUCGAAACCGGACGGAGAGAUGGCGACGGCGGAGGUCGAGCGGAUGCUGCGAUUGGCCGAGCAGUGCCUCGAUCGGGUCAAAUCCUACGCCGGGCGGAGGAGCGACGUCACUUCCUCGUCUGGCCCCGCCUCCCUCCCCGCCCCCAACGCCGACGCGCCCAAAAGGGAGGCAGCGUCCCCCCGAAAAGCCUCCCCCCACCCGGCGCCGGGGCACCGGCGGGUCCUCUCCGACGGCAGCCCGGUCGGGGACGGGUUCGCGGCCCCUUUCCUCCCGCCGGAGAUCUUCCACAAGCUCCAGGAGGCCGAGUCUUUCGACGCCAAGAAGUGA
Messenger RNA from Megalops cyprinoides (Indo-Pacific tarpon), 489 nucleotides. RefSeq names its product VPS9 domain-containing protein 1-like. Lineage: Eukaryota; Metazoa; Chordata; Actinopteri; Elopiformes; Megalopidae. The transcript is spliced from 4 exons. The record is from RefSeq and is a predicted model, not a curated record. Bases 7 to 489 code for a protein of 160 amino acids.